Linepithema humile (Argentine ant) is the source of this 1948-nucleotide messenger RNA. RefSeq names its product RING finger protein nhl-1-like. The record is from RefSeq and is a predicted model, not a curated record. Gene Ontology annotation, molecular function: metal ion binding. NCBI's taxonomy places the organism in Eukaryota, Metazoa, Arthropoda, Insecta, Hymenoptera, Formicidae.
UUAAUGUGUUAAUCAAUAAACAAUCUUUAGUUUUUGACGUUCAGAUUAUUUUAAUAUAUGUCGCAGAAGUUAACAAUUUUUAAUGACUAGAUUGUGUAAUUAUUUGUGAAAUUUUAAAUUGAGGUAAACACACAUAUUGAUUCCAAGGAAGAGCAAAAGGAAAGAGAUAGAAGUACAGAUAGAAGUGUGAAAAAUGAUGCGGUUCGUUUCUACUAGCAGAAAAACGACAAAAUUUAGAAAUGUUUCAAAAAAACAAAACACACGUCGUUGCAGAACGGCUUUGUUUGAAUCGAUUGAUAUAAUGCGAUGCAUAGUAUGCAAAAACGAGAUUAAAUCAUUUAAAAUGAUGAAAUGUCGACACAGUUUUUGUCCACAAUGUUUCAAGAACCGGCUUAAGAUAUCGCAUCAGAAAGAUAGUAGUUCUACUUGUCCUGUCUGCAAUGUAGCAAUAAUUCAUGUAGAUAAGAAAGAAGAGAAUGCAUCAGAAAGUGUGGUGAGCUUUGCACCCUUACCGCCAAAACUGCGAGAUGAAAGAUGCCGUACCUGCGGUGAAACUUAUGAGAACAAAUGUAAACAUUGUAAACGCAAAUACUGCAAUGUCUGCUGGACAAAGCAUGUUGAUGAUUUGAAAAAAGAAUUUAAUGAUAUAAGUGGAAAUCUUGAAACAUCAGCAGCAAGAUUUGAAAAUAAAAUCAGCAAUUUUCAGAGUAAAGCGAACGAAAUAAAACAGUUUAUCAAUAGAGACAUCGAAUCUAAAAUAACUGAACUUUAUAAAAAAAGAGAGAAUCAGAUUAAAAAGGUAGAACAUAUAGUUGCUAUAAGUGAAGCAUCAGUGGAAGAUAUUAGACGAAGAAUGUAUAAAUCUCAAAUAGAGAUAAGAAAUCAGAAAGAUGUUUCAUAUGAUAUACUGCCUGACAACGAAAAAAAGGUAAAAACAUUUUUAGAUCUGCAACAAAAGGCCGCAGAAGUAAUGGCAGCAGUUGUUAUUUGGGAGUCAGCGUUAAAUGAUAUAGAAAUGGAACUCGGGAAAGUUAAUAAACAUGGAAAAUUACUUGUCAAGAAAAGCACUGGUCCAUCGUACAAGCGAAAAACUUUUACACCGAAAAUUAUUGUGAAUCGUGAUACAGUGCGGCGGCCAUCAGCACUUGCUAUUGAUUCCUGGAGGAAUAAUAUUAUUACGACCUGUCCAGGAUCAGGACAAGUUGUCAUUCUCGACAGGAAGUUCAAACUUGUGCGCAGGAUUUGUCAUCAAGAAAUGAUGGCACCUCAAGGAGUCGCCUUCCUGCAGAAGUACGACGAAAUAUUCGUGACAGAUAAAUGGAAGCAUUGUAUUUUUGUAUUUGAUCAUAAAGGCGAGCUUGUGCGUCGCAUGUGCAAUAAGGGUUAUGGAGAAUUAGAGCUACGUUCGCCGGAAGGAAUUGCGUUUCACCCGGAACGGAGUGUGCUUUAUGUUGCCGAUACUGGGAACAAUCGCAUUCAGAUUCUCAAGAAGGACGGAACGUAUUUGGAUAGCAUUGGAUCCAAAAGUACACAUACGAGUGGCUCUAUUAGAUUCUGUACUAUCAACCAAAUUGCAAGCCAAUUAAAUCAACCAACAGACGUGGCUGUCACAAUAACGUGCAUUGCUGUCGCUGAUUCCGGCAAUCAUCAAGUAAAGGUAUUCGAUCACGAUGGUCAAAUCCUUCAUACGAUCGGCAGCGUCGGCACAGCAAAAGGCUUAUUUAGAUCUCCUGAGGUAUUAAAGAUUGACAAGAAAGGAUAUAUCAUUGUCGGCGACGCUGGAAAUGGAAGAGUACAGAUUUUUUCUCCGGAAGGUGAAUUUCUACGAGUGUUAGGUGCCAAAAAUACCAAAGGACAUAAAUUUGCAUGGAUAUCUGGUGUAUUGGUAACAAAUAAUUACAAUAUUUUAAUUUCUGAUAGCAAGGAUAAUCUGAUAUAUUUAUUUUAA